CCCCGUCCACCCACCCCCCGUUAGACAAAAACUCAAAACAGCCUCGAGUGAGAAAAAAGAAAAAAUGGUCAAGUACGCGCGGCAGAGAGCCGAGGAGCUGCCGUGGGAGCGCGACGCGUCCGCGGACCAGCGGGAUUUCGGGGAGCCGUCCGGCUACUCGCUCGGCGACGUCCUGCACGCCAAGUGUCCCGCGAUGGACCAAAUCGACACGUUCAUGAGGAACGUGCAAGUGCUGCUCGACGCGGCGAAUUACAUAGAGGGCGUCGAGAGGAGCCACGGAAAAUGUGAGCAUGGUUACGCGUCCUUAUACCCUGCAACCCAGACCGAACAUCAACAGAAACAACGUAAAUUCAAAAACAGGAAAUUGGACAAUAUUCACAAUAGGUCAGCGCACAAUGAGCUGGAAAAAAAUCGACGAGCACAUCUCCGCCUGUGUUUGGAGAGGUUGAAGUCCCUUAUCCCUCUGGGACCAGACUGCAGUCGGCACACCACGCUGGGACUGCUCAACAAGGCCAAAGCACAUAUCAAGAAACUUGAAGAGGUGGACCGGAGGAGUCAGCACCAGCUGGAGAACUUAGAGCGGGAGCAGAGGCACCUGCAGAGGCAGCUAUCCCAGCUGCAGACUCAUGGAGAGUGGGGGAGGGUCCGCACAGACAGCCUGGGCUCCCGGGUGGACUCGGACCGCUCAGAGUCUGACAAAGAGGAAAUCGUAGUUGACGUGGAGAGCACUGACUUCUCCCAUGGAGAACUGGACAGUGUGAGCACCAGUGGUGCAAGUGACCUCGACGACCACAGCAGUCGGCAGAGCUUGGCAAGUGACGAGGGCUACUCCACAUGCAGUCUAAAACUGGCCUUCUCCGCAUAAAAGCACCAGCCUAUACAUUCACUUCUGCUGCAGUCUUUUAUGGCUCUCACCUUCCCACGUACCAGCCUACAGCUCCAUUCUCCUUUGCAGUUUAGGUUAACUUGUCUUCAGAUGAACCAGCCUCAGUCCCUCAUUUUACCUGACAACUGAAACAGCCCCAUCCAGCCAACUCAGUCUAAAAGGUUAUAAAUUGUCUCCUUCCAAAAGCCGAGGGGCUCCUCUUCCUCAUCCUGAAACAUUUUUUACACAGCAGCCUCAAACCUAAGCUCUGUGGCAAUAUACAGCGUCUUCAUUCCUCAUCAUGUCGUCUUAACCGAUCACUUGAAUCUCCCUUUACCCGUUGCCAGCUUGCUUGAAUCACCCAUACUGAUCCUGUAGAGGACCCAUGAUCGCACCAGUGUCCAACACUGAAGGUGAAACUCUACCUUUUGUCAAGUUGACCCUCUGAAACCAGCAAAAACACACACGCACAGAAAAACACAGACACAUAAAAAACACCCAGUACCAGCUAGAAACACACCAUAAGGAACGUUUGCGCCAUUUGCCUUGUAAAAAACAUUGCCCUACUUCUUUGGAUAAUAUAUCCAGAUGGCACUUCUUGUCAGUGAACAAGCCAGUGGCAAGGGCUACAAUGUCUGCAUUCCAAAAUGUUUAUUACACUUCUAUAAUCUCUGCUUUAGGACCCACAACCAUCACUGAUCCAUGUGGUGUCCCUCCAUGUGACUGACAGUCAUAUCCAAACAGGUGGUGUAGUCCACCCGUGUUAUUCUAAUUUAUUUUGCAUAUGAUUAUAGUAUUUAUUUUGGUAUAUUUAAUUGUACUGUAGCUAGGUCUUAGUCAUGCUUGAAUGAAAAAAAAAAAACGAGCUGUUAAUUUUUUUAGGUUUGUAUACCAAAUGACUGGCCAUGUUAUAAAACCCCACUGAAGCAUCUGCAGUGCUACAUGUUUAGUGCAUCAAUCAGUGGCGUUUUGUUGAGUGAAAAAUCUCUUUCACACUGUGCGCAAAUUUAAUUUACAUAGUUAUAAGCUAUCCCGCACUUGUUCAAGCACAAGGCUCAAGCAAUAACACAUCUAGUUUAAUCAUGUCUUAAAUGUUGGCCGUAUUAAUGACACACCAUUCUGUCCGUCCAACACCAAAUGAGUUUGCUAGUUCUCCACUUGCUCCAGUAGUGGUAUGUUAUUAAUAAUCAGGAGUAACAAUGAUUGUAAUUGAUCUAUAUAAAAAAGAAAGAAAAAAAAAAGAUAUGGUGCAUGUGUGUUGAAUGUAGACUUUCUAAUCAUGUUGUACUGUGCUUUGGAUUGACUAUUUUAAAAAUGUCAGUAGCAUGAACAACAUAAACACUACAGAAUGCUAAUUUUGGUCUAGACUUCAAUUUUUAAUACAGUAUCUUUUUUUGUAUUGUAGCAGAAUAAGUACUAUGAAAUCCUUUAAAUCUGGAGUCUUCCCGCUAAUAAUUAAAUGUAUAUUUUGACACAGAAUUGCACUGCUGACCAGUUCAAAUCCAUGAGCAAAUUUAACAAUAUGACCAUUACCAUUUAUUUAUGACCACAUAUUUGCAUUUUUUCUGGUCCACGUCCUAAGUACAUCACCACCAAAUUGUGUCUUAACAUGGGUAUGACUCUUGCACAAAGUUCCUUGUUACAGGUCUUCUUUCCCCACUCAACCCAUUUGGGAAACUAUAAAAUGCACUAUGAAAAGACUUUUGUUAAGGGAAUAUGAAGAAGCACACCCCAGAAUGUUGUCUCUUGUGCUAAAUCAGCCAUCCAAGGUGAAUUUUUUGCGAAAUAUGUGCUGCUGGUCCCCUGCUAAUACUUUGUAAAAGUUCCUGAUAACUGUCCCUGGAAUCUUAAUAAACCUCUGCUACCCAGACAUUA
Messenger RNA from Scophthalmus maximus (turbot), 2740 nucleotides. RefSeq names its product max-interacting protein 1. Gene Ontology annotation, biological process: regulation of transcription by RNA polymerase II. The record is from RefSeq and is a predicted model, not a curated record. Gene Ontology annotation, molecular function: DNA-binding transcription factor activity, RNA polymerase II-specific; RNA polymerase II cis-regulatory region sequence-specific DNA binding; protein dimerization activity. The coding region runs from base 65 to 865 and encodes 266 amino acids. The transcript is spliced from 6 exons. Lineage: Eukaryota; Metazoa; Chordata; Actinopteri; Pleuronectiformes; Scophthalmidae.